AUGGCACAAAUUGCUUCUAGUAUUCAGAUACAAGAAAAUCAAUCCAAAAGAACCGUCAAGGUUCAGAGGAAGUUCUCACCUUCAAUCAUAAGCAAAGGUAUGAACCUCGAGAUUAAUACCAAUGAAGUGCAUGCUGGAGACUGGAGGAAACCUUUGAUUGAUUACUUGUCCAAUCCAUCUCCAAUGGUAAACAAGAAAGUCAAAUACCAAGCUCCAAAUUUUGUGCUCCUGAAUAAUGAAUUGUUCCGAAGAUCCACUAAAGGCGUCCUCCUGAGGUGUCUCAGAAAUAAGAAAUAA
Molecule: messenger RNA, 297 nt
Organism: Prunus armeniaca (apricot)
Lineage: Eukaryota; Viridiplantae; Streptophyta; Magnoliopsida; Rosales; Rosaceae
Source: the annotation of a GenBank genome assembly